AUGAGAUCUAACUUGGAUCUCAAACCAACACCACCACAAGACAGAACCUGGAAGGUGUAUAAUUACGUACUUAUUUGGUUUCAAUCUACUUUCAAUGUUAAUGAAUGGAAUACUGGGGCCUCGCUAAUGAAGGAAACUAAUUUACCUCACGGACAGGUGAUCGGUGCUGCUAUUGUUGGGAUUUUUCUCACAUGUAUCUUUACGGUAUCUAACGCUAGAGUGGGUUCAUCUUAUCAUCUUGGAUACAAUGUGUUGGUGAGAUCAACUUUUGGUAUCUAUUUAGGAUACUUUAUGGUGUUUGUGAGAUUUUUCAUCGCUUUGAUUUGGUUUGGGGUGCAAAGUUAUUAUGGGUCCCAGAUGUUUAACCUUGUCUUGAGGUGUAUUUUUGGUUACAAAUGGACUGAUUUACCAAACCACUUACCAGCAAGUGCUGAUAUUACUACUGGAGGAAUUUUAGCUUUCUUCUUGUAUUGGUUGAUUCAAAUGCCAUUGAUGUGGUGCCACCCAAAACAUAUCCGGUAUUUCUUCACUUUUAAAGCCAUCACUUUACCUUUUGCAACCUUGGGUCUUUUUAUCUUUUGUGUGGUCAGAGGUCAUGGUCCAGGUGACUGGUCUACAGGGGUUACUGUUGUGCUGACUUCCAGUAGGGGAAAUCAAUGGAUGGCGGUUUUUAACACUAUAUUUGGUACUUUGUCUCCAAUGAUUAUCAAUCAGCCUGAUAUUGCUCGUUAUGCCAAGAGAAAGGAAGAUACCGUGGUCCCACAAGCCAUUGGAUUUAUUCCACCUAAAAUUUGUGUGAUUGUAUUUGCUAUGGUUGGCGUGGUUUCUUUAAAGAGGGCUUACGGUGAAGUCUAUUGGAACAUGUGGGACUUGCUUCACGCUAUUCUUGACAAUGAAUGGUCUGCUGGAUCCAGAACAGCAGUCUUCUUCCUUUCCCUUCUCUAUGCUGCCGGAACAGCUGGUACUAAUAUUUUUGCUAACUCGAUUCCUUUUGCAACCGACAUAACUGGUUUAUUGCCAAGAUACUUCAACAUUAUUAGAGGUCAAAUUGUCUGUGGAUUCUUAUGUUGGGCCAUUGUUCCAUGGAAGUUCUUGGCCAAUGCCACUCAAUUUCUUACCUUUUUGGGUUCUUACUCCAUCUUUGUGGCUCCUUUGAUUGGAUGUCUUUUAAGUGACUAUUACAUCAUUAGAAGAGGUAACAUUCAUGUUCCUUCUUUGUACACAAAGAAAUCCUCCGGAGUUUAUCACUAUUAUAAAGGUGUGAACAUCUGGGGAUUCUUCGCUUGGGCAUUGUCUACAGUUCUUGGUAUCCCAGGGUUAUACUCUGCCUAUAAUCCAGGAACCUUGAAUGAUGUCGCAACAGAAAUCUACGAUAGUGGGUGGUUGUACACUUUCAUUUCUGGUUUUGUACUUUACACUGUUUUGGGUCUCAUAUUCAAACCCAGGGUGUUCCCAGAUGGACAUGAAGAUACUCCCAAAACUUGGGAAUACAUGACAUCCACUGAUGGAUUUUUCGAAGAAGAUGCUUCAAUCAAUGGUGUGGGUUAUCCUGGAAAGAUCUAUAUUGAAGGUAGUGAAGAAGACAGUGCUCAAGACGAGAAAUUAAAGAUCAUUACAAGUAUCAAGUCUGGUGGUGGUUUAUAUAUGUGA
This is a messenger RNA of Yamadazyma tenuis ATCC 10573, 1650 nucleotides long. Its product is annotated as nucleobase cation symporter-1 family protein. Gene Ontology annotation, cellular component: plasma membrane. Gene Ontology annotation, biological process: nucleobase transport; transmembrane transport. The record is from RefSeq and is a predicted model, not a curated record. Gene Ontology annotation, molecular function: nucleobase transmembrane transporter activity. NCBI's taxonomy places the organism in Eukaryota, Fungi, Ascomycota, Pichiomycetes, Serinales, Debaryomycetaceae.